GUUCCAGAAGUUCUUAUUAGCGUUCCUGUAACAACUAUCCGUAUAACUGCAAUUGCAGAUUCAUGUUAUAAAUUAGAAUGUCUAAAUAUUUCUAAUCGUAAAGAGUUUUCUGAAAUAUCAAUUUGUAAUAUUAUUCAUUCUUGCCUAAGAUUCCAGCAACUUGAUCUUAGCUAUUGUGAAAUUACUGAUAUAACUAUCGAAGAAAUUGCUAAAUCAUCUAACCAGGAUAGCAUCUCUGAUACUGAUUAUGUAUCAGAAACUGUGGUAGUUGCUUCUCAAUUGAUCAUUGCAAAUACUUUUCAGGAAGAAAGUCUUACAAUGGAUUCAGAAGUAACAUAUGAUAUAAAAACCAUUAAUAG
Molecule: messenger RNA, 359 nt
Organism: Funneliformis geosporum
Lineage: Eukaryota; Fungi; Glomeromycota; Glomeromycetes; Glomerales; Glomeraceae
Source: the annotation of a GenBank genome assembly